AUGCCAGAUUGGAGCCAUAAUUCUACUUCAUCAUUUAAUCAUCAUGGUAAAAAAAUUACAAUUCGAAAUGAUAAAUACACGUUGGUAAUUAAUGAAAGCGACAAUGUUGUAUUGGGUCACUUUGAUUUCAUGGAAAUCAAAAGUUUUCUUGACAAUGAUCUAGAAGCAGAUUCCCGAAACAAAUUAGAUGGUUUAGAUCGUUUAGCCGAAUUGACAGAAGAACAAGAUGUUAGCGAAAGUGCGAAUGAAGAUGCACAUAAAGCAUCACAAUAUGGCACAGCAAGACAAAGGAGUAAAAGAAUGUUAAUACAGCGCUCAAAAGAAAUUGUUGAACCUGCUCAAACGCCAAAACAGCAAAAGCAAACACAAUUAUUAUCAAGAACUGGUUUAACAUAUAUUGAAGAUACCGAUCGUCUUCGAUGUGAUCAGUGUCAGAUUGAAAUCUCCAAUUUAACGAGCGAUAUGAAUCCAUUUGAUGACCAUGCAAGGCAAAGUCCAACAUGUCCUCUGGUGCAUAAAGUGACUAGUAAGCAACAGCAACACGAAAUUGUAGAAAGUUCUUCCCGAUCUUCCACUGAAAUGGAUUCACAAAAACUUCAGAAAAUUGAAACAUCGACAUGUAUAGGCGAUACAAAACAAAAGCAGCAAACAGAAGGAGAACAAAAGCAGUGUAGUAAAUUUUCUCAAGACUUAUUUGAGACUGAUGCUAUGCGACAAGGACGUGAACGAACUUUUUCUCAUUGGCUCCAUAAUCUCCACUCUAAACGGCAAAUGAUCGAAGCAGGCUUUUUCAGUUGUAACGUUGGUGAUAGAGUCAUUUGUAUUUAUUGCAAUAUUAUGUGUCAACAAUGGACUAUGGAUACCGAUGAUCCGAGCGAAAUUCAUAAAACAUUGAGUCCAAAUUGUUUCUAUGUAAAAUUGAUGUUAAGCAAGAAUGCUUUUACCAACAAUAUUCACAUUUUAAAUGAGGUACGUCAGCAAACUUCACCACUUUUAACAACUGUUAACAGCAUCCAUGCUAAUAACAGUAGCAAAAUCUGUUCUCACGAAAUUGUACUGACGGCUGCGUUCAAUGUAACUUAUGCAGAAAUGCCAAAACGGUAUGCUUCAUUCACUUCAUGGCCUCAAGAGCCGUUACCAUCUGUAGAUGAUUUAGUUAAAGCUGGAUUUUUUUAUUCUGGAAACAAAACGAUCGUUAUUUGUUUUUACUGUAACGGAUCUCUUCAAAAUUGGGGUCAAAAGGAUAAUCCCAUGAUUGAGCACGCUCGAUGGUUUCCGCAAUGCACUUAUGCUCGCCAAUUGUGUGGCGAUGAGUUAUAUAGAAAAAUUCAAGAAUCAAAACGAGUUGCUCGAGAACGAACUGAAGCAAACCAGACAAAUACAUUUUUUCUAUCAGAUAUUAGUGAAAAUUCGAAUAAUACCACUUCAGCAAAUAGAGAUACGCCAGAUAGUCAACAACUAUUGAUCACAGAUGAAGCUGCAUUAUCUCGUCUAGUUGCUGCACGAUUAGAUCUACCUAUUUCACAAGAUUUGUUGAGUAAGAAUUUUAAGUUAUCAAUUAUUAAACGUUGUUACG
This is a messenger RNA of Didymodactylos carnosus, 1576 nucleotides long. The record is from the annotation of a GenBank genome assembly. Lineage: Eukaryota; Metazoa; Rotifera; Eurotatoria; Philodinida; Philodinidae.